Messenger RNA from Sorex araneus (European shrew), 1759 nucleotides. It is a transcript of the gene LHX4, whose product is annotated as LIM homeobox 4. The transcript has 7 exons. Gene Ontology annotation, biological process: neuron differentiation; regulation of transcription by RNA polymerase II. Bases 75 to 1352 code for a protein of 425 amino acids. Gene Ontology annotation, cellular component: nucleus. The record is from RefSeq and is a predicted model, not a curated record. Gene Ontology annotation, molecular function: RNA polymerase II transcription regulatory region sequence-specific DNA binding; DNA-binding transcription factor activity, RNA polymerase II-specific. NCBI's taxonomy places the organism in Eukaryota, Metazoa, Chordata, Mammalia, Eulipotyphla, Soricidae.
UGCGGGCCCUCCCGUUGGCUGCAGGGCGCGUCCCCCUGCGCAAAGCGACGUCACGGCCGCUCCUGCAACCGUGAAUGAAUCCAACGCGCCGGGUGACCGCGGCCUCCCGGCACGCGAAGGCCCGAGCCAGACGCCUCCGUAGACUGCGCCCCCCGGGCCGGGUCCGAGGGACCAUGCAGAGCGCAGCGGUCUCGGCGGAGGGGGCGGUCGUGAAGGCGCUCCCGGAGAUGCUCGGUGUGCCGGUGCCACAGAUCCCCCAGUGCGCCGGCUGCAACCAGCACAUCCUGGACAAGUUCAUCCUCAAGGUCCUAGACCGGCACUGGCACGGCUCCUGCCUCAAGUGCGCCGACUGCCAGAUGCCGCUGGCCGACCGCUGCUUCUCCAGGGCCGGGAGCGUCUACUGCAAGGAGGAUUUCUUCAAGCGCUUCGGCACCAAAUGCACGGCCUGCCGGCAGGGGAUCCCCCCGACCCAGGUGGUCCGCAAGGCCCAGGACUUCGUCUACCACCUGCCCUGCUUCUCCUGCAUCAUCUGCCAGCGGCAGCUCGCCACGGGCGACGAGUUCUACCUCAUGGAGGACGGGCGGCUCGUGUGCAAGGAGGACUACGAGACGGCCAAGCAGAACGAUGACUCGGAGGCCGGCAGCAAACGGCCGCGCACGACGAUCACGGCCAAGCAGCUGGAGACCCUGAAGAACGCCUACAAGAACUCGCCCAAGCCCGCGCGCCACGUGCGGGAGCAGCUGUCCUCCGAGACGGGCCUGGACAUGCGGGUCGUGCAGGUUUGGUUCCAGAACCGCCGGGCCAAGGAGAAGCGGCUGAAGAAGGACGCGGGCCGGCACCGCUGGGGCCAGUUCUACAAGAGCGUCAAGCGCGGGGGCCGUGGCGGGAAGCAGGAGCGGGAGAGCUCGGCCGAGGAGUGCGGGGUCAGCGACAGCGAGCUCAGCUUCCGGGAGGACCAGAUUCUGUCCGAGCUCGGCCGCUCCAACAGGCUCUACGGGAACGUGGCGGAUGUACCCGCCGGACAGUUGGUGAGCGCCGGCUUCUCCGUGGACGGGCCGGGCCAGCACUUCCAGGACCUGCGGGACGGGAGCCCCUAUGGCGUCCCCCAGUCCCCAUCCUCCAUCUCGUCCCUGCCGGCCCACGCGCCGCUGCUCAACGGGCUGGAUUACGCCGUGGACAGUAACUUGGCCGUCGUGGCGCACGGCGGCGGCGGCCCGGGCGUCGGCCAGACGCUGCGAGCACUGACGGGCGGACCCACCUCCGACAUCUCCACGGGCAGCAGCGUGGGCUACCCCGACUUCCCCACCAGCCCCGCCUCCUGGCUCGAUGACAUGGAGCACCCGCCCUUCUAGACGCGCUUGCCCUGCCCCCUGCUGCCCAUGCCAGAGACACGGGAGGGAGGAACAGCCACGGAACAGCCACAGCGCACCGCGGGCCAUGUCCGCGAUUUGCAGUAGCCACGAUUUGCAAUGUCCACGAUUUGUGAUGUCCACAAUAUGCAGUGGCCACAAUUUGCGAUGUCCACAAUUUGCAAUGUCCACAAUUUGCGAUGUCCACAAUUUGCAGUGGCCACGAUUUGCAGUGGCCACGAUUUGCAGUGGCCACGAUUUGCAUCGGCCACGAUUUGCAAUGACCUCAGUUUGCAACGUCCAUGGUUUGCGGGUCACGGGAGCACAGAGUCGGGCCAGCUGCUCUUCCCCAGGGCCGAGGGGGGCCACAGUCUCCUGCUCCCUGGACAGAAGUGGCACCAGGGUGCAGA